Messenger RNA from Homo sapiens (human), 862 nucleotides. RefSeq names its product zinc ribbon domain containing 2 (gene ZNRD2). Gene Ontology annotation, cellular component: cytoplasm. The record is from RefSeq and is marked validated. Lineage: Eukaryota; Metazoa; Chordata; Mammalia; Primates; Hominidae. Gene Ontology annotation, molecular function: identical protein binding. The coding region runs from base 220 to 708 and encodes 162 amino acids. The transcript is spliced from 3 exons.
GGUGACAACGGCAACAUGGCCCUGAACGGAGCUGGUGAGGACCUGGGCGGCAGGGGUUUGUGGCUGUGAGGUACGGGAGGCAGCCCACUCCGGCAAGACCCCCAGUCCCUAUGCCUCUCUUCCCCAGAAGUCGACGACUUCUCCUGGGAGCCCCCGACUGAGGCGGAGACGAAGGUGCUGCAGGCGCGACGGGAGCGGCAAGAUCGCAUCUCCCGGCUCAUGGGCGACUAUCUGCUGCGCGGUUACCGCAUGCUGGGCGAGACGUGUGCGGACUGCGGGACGAUCCUCCUCCAAGACAAACAGCGGAAAAUCUACUGCGUGGCUUGUCAGGAACUCGACUCAGACGUGGAUAAAGAUAAUCCCGCUCUGAAUGCCCAGGCUGCCCUCUCCCAAGCUCGGGAGCACCAGCUGGCCUCAGCCUCAGAGCUCCCCCUGGGCUCUCGACCUGCGCCCCAGCCCCCAGUACCUCGUCCGGAGCACUGUGAGGGAGCUGCAGCAGGACUCAAGGCAGCCCAGGGGCCACCUGCUCCUGCUGUGCCUCCAAAUACAGAUGUCAUGGCCUGCACACAGACAGCCCUCUUGCAGAAGCUGACCUGGGCCUCUGCUGAACUGGGCUCUAGCACCUCCCUGGAGACUAGCAUCCAGCUGUGUGGCCUUAUCCGCGCAUGUGCGGAGGCCCUGCGCAGCCUGCAGCAGCUACAGCACUAAGAGAAGCCCCUGAGAAAAACCCUCUAGAAAAACAGCUGUUCCUCUGUGUGGUUUGUUUUUUUCCUGGUUCCAAGUGUGCAUGCCAGCCCCAGCUCCACUCACCUUUUUCCAGCUUUUGGCCUCUUCACCUCUCCACUCUGCUCUCCUUGACGCC